UGUGGUCCUCUCUUCUGGAGGAGUGACGUCAUGCUGCUGCCUCCCCGGUGUGUGUGUGUGAGUGAGUCCGACGUGAUGACUCCUCCGCACGGUCACAGUUAGACCUUCACCCCGCUGCCGUUCAUCCUCCGCCGGUGCAGCGUGAUGCAGCAGAAGUUGUGUUCCAGAGGUUGUAGUUCUUUCCUCUUAGAGAGGAAUGGCCAGGCCUGCGGCGCCAUCACCGACCCCAUCGACCUCCCCUUCCGCUGCCCCCGCUGUGACGAGCUGGAGCGCUUCCACAGCCUGGCCUCACUCCGCGCCCACCUGGAGUACCGCCACUCGUACCGCUCACCGGACGUGGACACCAGCGGCUUCAGCAUCACCGGCAAACUCCCUGACCCACUGACGGCGGCGAUUCCCUGGCAUGACAUGAGCCUCCCGACACGCAGGGGGCAGCAGAGCACAGGGCGGCCACCUCACGUACGCUCCCUCAGCGACAGCAGGGACAGCGGGUACCUCCACUCCUACAGCUCUGUGAGGAGGCGGACCCAGAGCGUCGGGGUGGGAACGCAGGCAGAGGAUGAGGAGGCGGAGGAAGAUGAAGAGGACGGAGGAUCAGAGGAGGAGGACGAAGAGGAGGAAGAUGACGAUAGAGACGGCGGCAGAAAUGAGGAGGACAUUAAAAGGAAAAAGUCAGAUGCAGGACACCAUCACUUCCUGUUUCCUCCUCUUGCUCAUCUCGGACAACCAGCAGAUCUGGACCUGGACACGGAUCUGGAUCCAGACCUGGACCUGGUCGAGCAGAACUACUACUCUGGUCUGGAGACAGCAGCAGCCUCGGCGGCAGUGCAUCGGCGACUGGCCAACAUCCUGCGGGCGGCCGACAGCACCAUGCAGCGGCGGCUGGCCAAGGUGAGCACGGAGCUGGCCCAGACGGACACGGAGCUCCUGUGUGAACGCGCUCACUCGCAGCACCUGGCCCAGGAGAGGCAGGAGGUGGCCGAGCGGGAGCGGUCGUUGAGCCGGCAGGUGGAUGUCGCCGUCAUGGUGAUUGCGGCUCUGAGGGAGCAGCUCAACGCCUCAGAGAAUGAACUGGAGCGACGAGAGAGGGAGGUGAUAACUAUCCAGAAGUUUUUGGAAGCAGCGGCUCGACAGGAGACGUGUGGUAAAGUUCGAAUCCAGCGCUUCAUCGAGGACCUGCUACGGCGCAUCGCUCUGGCCGAGAGGCUGGUGGAGUACUACCAGGUUAACGGCAGUCCGCCGCAGUGCAACCACUACAAGCACCACCAGCAGCCAACUGAUAACGGACAUCACAGAAUCACUAAAAGCAGGUCAGCAGGAGGUCCGCUGUCCUCGUCUGGUUUCCACGACAGCAGGACGCCCUUUUCCUCCCACUUCAGCGGCCGUCCUCCGUUCUCCAAACCAGGUGGAGACCGAGACCGGGAGCGGGAGCACAUGGAGCGGCUGGCUCAGUCGUCCAGGCUCUUCUGCCGACCCGAACACAGAGACGACAUCUGGAACCACCAGCGCCGCCGGUCCGCCGGGUACGAGGCCUAGACAUGUAGGGAGACGCCAGGGAGAGGGGGGGUCAGUGGGCUCAACCUUUUUACACAAUGACUUGAUUUCAGUACGAUAAUCUGUGGAAAAGUUCAGUAACGUCAAAGUCACAAGGAACAAAUCACGUGCUGAUGUUAUUUUAAAAGUUAUCUUGCAUUUGAUAUUUCCCAGAGAUUAUUGAACUGAGGUGAAUGUGACUGUAGAUAAACUGUCACUGCUCAAACAGAAACGUGCGACAGCUUCUCGUCUUCUGUCAAAUUUAACAGCACAAAUCCAUCAAGUUCAGUUUGUCUCAGUCUUUACUGAAACGGAUGUUUGGUUUAUUUCCUCUGCUCUUUGGACAAACUAGUUUUUAUUUCCUGACUGUGAGUGAACAACAGACGAGGUCUGAUCGUGGAAACGAGUCAUUUACUCAGUGAUGCUGACGACUCGUCCUCUCCUCUGGUGGAACCUUCACAUCUCAGCCUGCUUCUGCCUCAAACUCCCCGUCAGUCCAGUCAUCUUCUUCCUGUCUGUGCUUUUUAAGGUCAAACUGCUGAAAUUAUCCUGAUAGUUAAAUGUUUGGAACUUCCUCCACCAACAGACAUUUGUGAAGUAUUUGAAUGAAGUGUAGGUUCAUUUAAAUAUAGAGCGUCGCCCUGUGGCGAGAGAGGAGACGGUGGAUUUCCUUUUUCUCGUCAGCUCUAACAGUCAGUGACGGGGACAAGUCCAGAAAGUGGAGCCAAUGAAGUUCCUGUAUUCUGUGUGAUGACCAAUGAGUGCAGGUGGGCGUGCAUCCAGCUCUCAGCCAGGCUCCACCCCCACUCAAAAAACCCAAGAUGGCGCUGGACAAACUCACAAACCGUUGAGUGACGCCUCCUCGCCGCUCUGGUUUGCUCUGUUAGGCACAGACAUGACUUUGAUGACAUCAGAUCUGGGUCGAGCUCAUUUUUCAUGUUGGCUUUCGCUCGAGUGAGUGAGCUUCACUACAUGAGGGCCAACACGCACACGGAUAACUGUACAUAACGUUACAUGUUUAGUAUUUACUGUGAGUUCAAUGUUUCCCGACAGUUGGUCCUUCUGUACGCAGCGAACCCGCCCGGCGGUCUGACCCCAGAGCAGGAUGUUACACCAGAGAUACGGUGGAGGCUAAAAUCAAUUAAGUAUAAGCCACUUAACUCAAAAGGAGCCGUGCAACCGGUUUGGGAAGGAACGCUUGCGUCCAACAUAAACCAGAAGAUAGAAUCAGUUUCAUCUUUCCAGAGCGAUUCAGGCCGUGUUAGCCUAGCUUAGCACAAAGACUGGACGGAGAGGGAAUCUGCCAGCCUUCAUCCAUCACUACUCAGUGACGGAACAAGUAGCCUCAAAGAUUGAAUUCCUCCGAGCCACAGAGCGACGUGUUCCUUCAUUACCAUGAACGCUUGACGAUCAAUGAAGAAUGAGUAGAACUAACCAGACUUGUUCUUAAAUCAAAGCUUCAACCCGUCUUUGUGCUCAAGCUUUGGCGAACUGGAAAAUAAAAAAGUUUGGUUUUAUCCUCCAUUAGAUUAUUUCCUGAUCAUGCAGCUCGACCAAGUUCUGCAGGACACCACACACACAGUAUAACGAAUGUACCGAGUUAAUGUUCUAGCUCAACGCUGAAAGAGACGCUGCGUUUUAAGACCUGACUCUCGUCCCGUCGCUCGUUCAGGCUUAAACUCGCAUCCUCGUCGGCACAGAAACGGGUGGAGAUUCUCCAACAAACCGAAUGACGUUGUAUCAAACGCUUUCAUCCAAAGUGACUUAUCAGUGCCGUGAACACAUUCAGUACAUCUGCAGUAAAUGAGUCGUGGCGGCUUCUUUAACACCAUCGCUCCUCUGUUUACACGCCAUGUUUUUGUGCUCAUCCAAUCAUAAGAAUGUAAAUGUAAAGAUGGUAUUUGGUGUAAAAUGUGCCCAGUACUUAGUUUUCGUUGACAGUGUUAAUAGAUAUUUUAUAUACGAAGCUAUUAUGUGUCGUCAAGUGGAAUUAGUCGUCCUUUAACUUGGCAGAACAUUAACCUGAGUCACUGAUCAUUCUUGUUUCUCAGCAGCGUGUCCGCAGGUCCUGUAAGCGUCUUUAAAUGAUGUCACUUUAAGUCUUUCGAGUGUUAAACUUAAACGUCCAUCGGAGGAUGAUUUCUUUCAAGAGAGUUGAUUUUAUAAAAAAAAAAAAAAAUGAGUUGCAUCAAUAAGGUGUUUAAAAAGUGUUUCGUGGAUCGUGCAGACACCUUCCAGAGGCCGAGGCGACGUCCACACUGACACGUUUUAUUUUUAAAUUAAAGUUAUCUCCGUCCACGUUUGAACUUCGUGUCGGAAAUAAUUCAACAGGAAGUCGAUUGUCUCUGCAGUUGGUUGAUCAGUAACAGAAACUCCUCUGAUGUGAGAACAGUGAUGAGCGACGACGAGGUGGAACUGUCACUGACAGGAAGUGUUAGCAACGCUCGUAUUAUUUUCUGUUAUUAAGCAACGGACUGCAGAGACAAUCUACUUCCUGUUUACAACACAUGACCAGUGUGCGUGAAUGGUGACGUGACACGUGUGUUAGUGUGAACGCAGCCUGACCAGUGGUUGUGCUCAUCAUCUAUUUUUU
Molecule: messenger RNA, 4126 nt
Organism: Paralichthys olivaceus (Japanese flounder)
Lineage: Eukaryota; Metazoa; Chordata; Actinopteri; Pleuronectiformes; Paralichthyidae
Gene: znf365
Product: zinc finger protein 365
Biological process (GO): regulation of neuron projection development; regulation of DNA strand resection involved in replication fork processing; regulation of double-strand break repair via homologous recombination
Source: RefSeq, a predicted model, not a curated record